Penicillium taxi is the source of this 273-nucleotide messenger RNA. Its product is annotated as tetratricopeptide repeat protein. The coding region runs from base 1 to 273 and encodes 90 amino acids. The record is from RefSeq and is a predicted model, not a curated record. Gene Ontology annotation, molecular function: protein binding. NCBI's taxonomy places the organism in Eukaryota, Fungi, Ascomycota, Eurotiomycetes, Eurotiales, Aspergillaceae. The transcript has 2 exons.
AUGGAUACAGAUGUCGGGUACAGUGACAAAUUUUGCUUUGGGGGUCAAGAGAUGUUCGACCACCAUGGAAGCUCUGCUGCUGACUACUUAACUGGUAAGUCAGGCGGACGGUCAAAGGAAGCCGAGGAGAUCCAAAUGCAAGCCAUGGAUACCUCCAAGCAAGUGCUCAAACCAGAGGAUCCCGACACUCUGAUCAGCAUAGCCAACCCAGCAUCUACACACCGGAACCAGGGACGAUGCAAUGAGGCUGAAAAGCUGAGGUGGAAGUUCUAG